UUACUCCACCUCCUCUGCUCCGGCAAUCAGAUUCCUGAAGAUUUUCUUGUUUGAAGCUCAGCACAGCUUUCUUCUACUUGUCUGCCUGCCUCUUAAUUCUAAACCUUUUGCCAACUCUGCGAGUAUUUCUCGCUGUGCAAAAAAAAAAAUAUGCCUCAAGAUAUUCCUGGGUUUUAUUAUGAUCCGGAGAAGAAUAGAUACUUCACCAUUAAGAGCCCAAUGCCUGGCUCUGCUCCAUCCUCUUCAUAUGCUCCUAAAAAGGCGGUUUCUAAACCAACCAAGGUAACCAAGUCAUGUAGGCGAAUCUGGCUGAAAACUUCUAAAUUACUUCAGUUCAGGGAGUUGCAUGGUAAUUCUAUUGCUUCUAAUAAAGGGAACUGUAACUUCGAGGAGGAAUUCCAAAAGUCACAAGCAUCCUGUCCUUUGGUGUGGAAGUAUAGUGGAACGCAAAAGAUACCCUAUGGUGCUUUGGAACAGAUACACAUGGGUGUUCAGACGCCAGAGGGUCAAACUCAAACAGAUGUUUUAUUAACAGGCGGCAGAAAUAAUUCUUUAAGUUUUUUUGAAGUUGGAAAAGUUGGUCAAAGUUUCGAUUACGGGACGCAAUGCAUUCCAGAUCUUGCAUGGCCAAUCAUUAAAGGAAACAGAAAAGAGUGUUCUAAAUUCCCUAGGAAUAUAUGCCGACCUGCAAGAGGUUCAUUACUAAUGUCAUCAAAUAUAUCUUCUAUCAAAUUGUUUAGGAAGAACCAUCCUUGUGCAACAGAUGAUGGUUCUAACAUCCCGCAUGCCUUGAUAUCUACUUUGGGAUCGGAGUCACAUGGUGGAUCCCUUUGUGUUCUUAAUCUCGUUGAACCCUUAGAUUUUUAUUCUACAAGGAUACAAGAAGUUGGAAUGUUUAAUUGUACUAUUUGGACAGCAGAUUGUGGAUUUAAUGAGAAUCGAGCAGUGAUUGGGACCAGUAGGGGAGCUGCUUUAGUUGAUUUAGGAACAGGAUGGGCAUUUUGGAUGUUGCAUAGUAAAAGUGAUGUUUUGGCACAGCAGCUUGUGCACUCGGGAAAUGUUGUUUUAUGUGGACUCAGAAAUGGGGCAAUUGUAACUGUGGAUGUUCGUCAGAGACCAGAAAGUGUUUCUGAUAGAGUUGUUAGACCUAGAACACAUCAGUUGCCUCUGGAUAACACUGCUGGAAAAUCUACGCAACGGUGGUUUAAGCUCUCUGGAAACAUAUGUCGUUCUCAGACUGUUUUUCUGCCUUCAUCUAUCUCAUGUUUAGCAUCACUCAUGUUCGAUGACCAGUACUUCUUGGCAAGCUCCAUGGAUGGAUCGCAGGUAAAGCUUUAUGACCUUCGUCUAGUCCAGAGAGGAUCUAUACAAUCUUAUGAGGGACAUGUGAAUUCCCAUACUCGUAUACAAAUCGGAGUUGAUCCAUCUGAGAAAUUUCUCAUGUCAGGUGGAGAGGACUGCAACUUAAGGCUUUGGAGUAUCAAGUCUGGCGAACUGCUAUUUGAGGAUAAAUUCUCUAGUUCUGUCCCCUCAACUGUGUGUUGGCGGAGAGCAGAAAGAUUAAUGGUUUUGCCAGAUGAAGGACAAAGCUUUCAAGAGUACUUUCAACCAGAAAGUUAUGAAUCUGGGGCAUGGCUUGGAUCUCAGGAAGGAUUGUUUUACAUGCAGUGGUAGUUAUUGAUAACCAUACACAAGCUUAAAGAAAUGUCAACGUGACAACACUACUUGGCACAAGGCUCUUCCGAAAUCAUCCCGCAAUGCUUAAUUAGUUGCUCAUGAGAGGAGAAAACAAUAUAGGCAAGGUGCAGGUCUGAUGAUCACACCUUUUGUAUUUAGAUUUCAAUACUGCUUCUUGUUUACAAGUACUGUUCAAAACAUGUACAUGGUAGAAUUUGAGAUUUUUUUUUUUUUUUCUUUUGUUUUUUGCCCAGUAUAAAGUUAGGACUAAAUGGCCAGUAAGUCAGAAAAAGGUUUUUACUCUUGCUAAAUUAUGUAGAUAAAUUCCUAAAUUAUGUAGAUAAAUUCUUUGAUGCUUCAAUGGAGAAAUGGGCUUCUAGAAAAGUGAAUUUAUUUUAUCAA
Messenger RNA from Ziziphus jujuba (common jujube), 2079 nucleotides. RefSeq lists its product as uncharacterized. Lineage: Eukaryota; Viridiplantae; Streptophyta; Magnoliopsida; Rosales; Rhamnaceae. The transcript is spliced from 14 exons. Bases 151 to 1674 code for a protein of 507 amino acids. Gene Ontology annotation, molecular function: protein binding. The record is from RefSeq and is a predicted model, not a curated record.